Molecule: messenger RNA, 2042 nt
Organism: Cryptomeria japonica (Japanese cedar)
Lineage: Eukaryota; Viridiplantae; Streptophyta; Pinopsida; Cupressales; Cupressaceae
Product: guard cell S-type anion channel SLAC1
Exons: 4
Coding region: 11-1732 (573 amino acids)
Biological process (GO): transmembrane transport; intracellular monoatomic ion homeostasis
Cellular component (GO): membrane
Molecular function (GO): voltage-gated monoatomic anion channel activity
Source: RefSeq, a predicted model, not a curated record
UUAUAUAACAAUGGACAAUAACAAAAACUGCAAAUCUCUCUCCAUAUCUAUAGAUCCAGAAGGUGGGUCAAAUUGUGCAGAGGAGAGAGUGGCAAAAAAUGGUGAAGUUAGGAUAGAGGGUGGUGAGAAAGUUUGUGGAUCAGAAGAUAUGAGAGGUAAUCAUAAUCAUACUCAUACUCAUACUCCUUCUCCUUGUGGAGGGAAGGAGAGUUUUGGAAUAGAGAAGGGGAAGGGUGAAACAGGGCAGAGAUUGAAUGGGAAAGGCAGGCAGAGGCAGAAGCAGAAGAAGCUGAACAGGCAUAUGUCUCUUGGGACAGCUUUCUCCAUCAUAAAGAGGGAAACUGACUUGGAGCCCAGUUCUUCUUUGCCCAGAAGUUAUAGCAUGUCUAAGGAGAAUUACUCCAUGUUUAGAACCCAUAGACAGAACUCUCCUAUGCAGGGACAGACACCAAAUGCCCAGGAAUCUGAGCUUGCAGAUAACUGUCCUCAGCUCUCCAAUGGACAAAUUCCGGCUGGGAGAUACUUUGAUGCCUUGAAGGGUCCAGAGCUUGAUGUUUUAAAGGACUAUGAAGACAUCUUGCUUCCUCUAGAUGAAAAAUGGCCAUUUCUUCUGAGAUUUCCCAUUGGAAGUUUUGGAAUCUGUUUGGGGCUGAGCAGCCAGGCGAUACUGUGGAAGAACCUUGCUAAAAUUCCAUGGCUCCACUUCCUCCAUGUAGCAGCACUUCGCAUCAACAUGGCCCUCUGGUGUUUAAGCCUAACUGCUCUCAUUGUAAUCUUGUUCACAUAUACACUGAAAUGCAUAUUUUAUUUGGAGGCAGUGAGAAGGGAGUACUAUCAUCCAGUAAGAGUGAAUUUCUUCUUUGCUCCAUGGAUUGUCUGCAUGUUUUUGACGAUUGGGUUACCUCAAUCCAUCUCAGAAGAGGUUCACCCAGCUCUGUGGUGCAUCUUCAUGAGCCCUGUGUUUGCAUUGGAGCUCAAGAUAUAUGGGCAAUGGCUUUCUGGUGGGAAAAGGAGGCUAUCCAAAGUGGCCAAUCCUUCAUCACAUUUAUCAAUAGUUGGGAACUUUGUAGGGGCUCUUUUAGCUGCCCAAGUGGGUUGGAAGGAGCAUGCAAUGUUUUUCUGGUCUAUUGGAGUAAGCCAUUAUACUGUGUUGUUUGUCACUCUUUAUCAGAGACUGCCAACAAGCGAAGCCCUGCCUCAGGAGCUCCAUCCGGUCUUCUUUCUUUUCAUUGCGGCGCCCUGCACAGCAAGCGUGGCGUGGGAGAAAAUCCAUGGCAAAUUUGACAGCGUUUCCAGGCUGGCAUAUUUCAUUGCCAUUUUUCUUUAUGCAUCACUGGUGGUUCGAGUCAAUUUUUUCAGAGGAUUCAGGUUUUCUGUGGCCUGGUGGGCAUACACAUUUCCAAUGACUGCAGCAUCCAUAGCUACAAUUAGAUAUUCAAACACAGUAGACACCACUUUCACCAGAGGCCUGGCAAUAGUUCUCUCCUUGAUAUCUUCUACAACAGUCUCAACUCUAUUUGUGACAACCUUGUUACAUGCAUUAGUUUGGCACUCUCUAUUUCCAAAUGACUUGGCCAUUGCAAUCACUCAUAAGCGCAUCAAGCAUAAGAACAAGAAGGAAAAACCUGCUAGCAUUGACCUGGAACAUCAUACAGCUCCAAUUAAGCGCAGCAUGGAAUUACUGAGAUCAGGCAUAAAAAAACAGCAAGCCAGAUUAUUUAGCUGGAACUGAGAGUUCCCAACCAAACUUCCCAAAGAUAUAUCUAACAUCAAUAGAAAGCAAAUCAGUUAUACGCUAUCAUUACAUGUUUCAAGUGCUUCAUCAAAUUUUCCUAUGGGAAAAACAACAGAUUACACGAUACAGACACAAGCAGUUACAGAAGUGCCUUAUAUGGUACUCUUAUGUUCUGAAGCAAGGAGAGGAAUGGGUCAAAUAUAAAGCAAUAUUUCUGGGACCUGUAACAUUUUUAUUACCAAAUCCCGUCUAUCUUCAAUAAUCAGAACUAUACUAUAAAGAAAUUAUUGAUGGUAUAAGGUUAUUG